CUGAUUUGAUAGAUUACAUAUAUGUAUAUUGAGCCUUUGUAGUAAUUAUGCGAAUCAGUUUCUGCCAGGCCCUGCUAACAGGAGCCAUUGUGCUGAACUUGGUGAUCCUGUAUUAUAUAUCCCAAGCCCAGCAACAGAUGAAGGAGAAACGCCGCAUGCAGGGGAAAGGCUUAAAAAAUGCCUUCCAAUCAGUGUCGGGCCUGGGAAGUUUAGGGAGCGUAGGGGCAAGAGGCAUGACAAGGGACAACAAAGUAAGAGGUCUAGAGGGUAGUUUGAAAAAUCCUCAUUUGACUGUUAUCCUACGUGAAUUUGAAGACUUUGAGAACUAUGUAGGAGGUGUGGCUCAGUCCUUCCUGCACCGCAUGCCAGAACUAUGUUUCCUGGUAGUAGCAGACACCCUGCCUUACCCUCCUCUGACACUGCCUGAGAACGCCCAUUUACUGGUGCUGUCUCCGAGCCCAGAAAAGCCUCCUCAAACACAUCGUCCAGAAAACCAUGUGCAAUCUGAGUUUGUACUGCUUGUGCCUGAUGGUGUUGUGUUAGAGCACUGGCGGCAACUUGAGAGGCUUGUUAAAGAGUUGAAGGCUGAGGGAGAUGGCCCAGUGCGCCUGGUUGCAGCUCCAGUGCUGACCCGUGCCGCUGUCCAGUGCCUGCACUUGCAAGUGAACCUCAAGGAAUGGACAGCUACAUACUCCCUUGGGGCAUCUGAGAGUGGUAGCAGUAUGUGCACUGCUUUGCAUGGUGAUGCUGUAGUUCUUAUUCGAACUAAGGACCUUUUCAACCUAUCAGUCCCACUUGCACGCCCCCUGCUGUCUGCUCUGUUUAUUCAGACUGCGCUUAGAGGCUGGAAGGUUAAACUUCUGGAGGGACUUUCAUUUACUGCCAGCCACAGGCCCCUCUUUAGCUCUGCGCACAACCAGUGGAAGGCAGACUAUCAUCUCAAGGAGGCUACCAGCCAACUAAUGAGAAGCUUUGGCCUUAAGCGAUUGGUAUGGCCUGAUGGAAAGGACCAGUGGUUUGGCUGCAGCAAGGAAACAUCACGAUGCUUCGGCACAGUGCAUGAUGAUACACCAGAGUACCUCUAUUUGGAGCGAUGGACUCCACCCUGCUGCUUGCGUGCCCUGCGUGAAACUACAAAGCAUGUCGUCAAUAUUCUGGAGAGUUCUGGUGUGCGCUACUGGUUGGAAGGGGGUAGUCUUUUAGGAGCAGCCAGACAUAAAGACAUUAUACCUUGGGACUAUGAUGUUGAUUUGGGUAUCUACCUGGAGGAUGUGCCCAAUUGUGAAUACCUUAAAAACCUAGAUUCAGGGUCACUGGUGGAUGCCAGUGGUUAUGUAUGGGAGCGGGCAGUAGAGGGAGACUUCUACCGUAUUCAGUACAGUGAGGCCAAUCAUCUGCAUGUGGAUCUAUGGCCUUUCUACCCUCGAAACGGAGUUAUGACCAAGGACACGUGGACUGAUCACAAGCAGGAUGUGGAGUUUCCCGAGCACUUCCUGCAGCCACUGGUGCCCAUGCCAUUUGCUGGCAUCACUGCUUAUGGACCCAACAACCACCGUGCCUUCCUGGAGCUCAAAUUUGGGGAAGGGGUAAUUGAGAACCCUCAGUAUCCUAAUCCUAUCAAGAAAAGUCUGACUAGUUAAUAAAAAGUCUGACUAGUUGAUUGUAAGGUCAUAUACAACCCCCUAUGAAAGUACUGGAACGCCAGUUCUUUUGUUUUUGGUAUACACUGAAAACAUUUGGGUUUGAGAUCAGAAGAUCGGAUUUUUGGCUUUCAUUUCCUGAUAUUUACAGCAGUGUCUUAAACAACUUAGAACAUAGCACCUUUGGUGGCAGACUACCCAAUUUCUUGGUGAGCAAAAGUAUUGGAACAGAUAGUCUUAACAUAACUCAUUCUAAAUCUUUGGUUGCAUAUCCCUUGCUUGCAAGCCUCUUCCAGAAGCAGCCAUGCAAACCCAAGCUAUGACACUACCUCCACCAUGUUUCACAGAUGAGCUUUUAUGUUUUGGAUCAUGAGCAGAUCCUUUCUUUCUCCACACUUUGACCUUUAAGAACUUUGGUAGAGGUUCAUCUUGGUUCCAGAACUUUUGGGGAUCAUCUCUGUAUUUUUGCAAAUUCCAAUCUGGCUUUGAUUCUUACUGCUGAUGAACGGUUUGCAUCUUGCGGUACGGCCUCUAUAUUUCUACACUCAAAGUCUUUUUCAAACGGUGGAUUGUGAUACCUUCACCUCUGCCCUGUGGAAGUUGUUAAUGAGGUCACUGACUGUUGUUUUUGUGUUUUUCUUCACAGCUCUCACAAUGUUGGACAUUAACUGCUGCUGGUUUCCAUGGCUGACUCAUUCAAUGUUUCGUUGUUCAUACACCAGAGAGUUCUUUCUUUUUCAGGACGUUCUGAAUUGUUGUAUUGGCAUAGGCCCAAUGCUUAUGCAACGGCUCUGAUCGAUUUUUCCCUCUUUUCUCAGCUUCUAAAUUGCUUGCUUUUCUCCCAUAGACAGCUCUCUGAUUUUCAUAUUGUUUGAUCCUUUUUAACAACAAAUCCGGUCUUCACAGGUGAACCCCAGGAUUAAAUCCAAGAGUAGACAUUCAGAGACAUUAACUGUGAAAAUAAAUCGAUCUAAAAGAGCACACAUGAGCAACAAGAAACACCGGUCAGUCAGGUUCUAGUGUAUUUUGAUAACUUGGAAAAAUGGGUGGGUUCAAAACAAAACGUGCAUGUUCGGAAUUAUUUAACACGUCUAGAUACAAAUGAGGAAAUGAAAGCUGAAAUUCUGAUCUAUCAUCUCAUGUUCAUCUUUUUUCAAAUGAAUGUGUACAGGUUUGUGCACUGCAUGUUAAUCAUCAACGUCUUAAAUCAAAGAAGAUAUUUUGGCCUUAAAAACUUUGAGUUAAAUUACUUGUGCAUAUUUAUAUUACAUUUGUGAAUUACAAAAACUGCAAAAUGUAAUUUAAAAAAAGCAAAAAUGUAUGCAUUUUCUUGCUUAUAGGGCCCAGCUCGAUGUCCGAGUCCAUAUUUCACACGAGUCGCCAACUCCAAGACAGUUUUACACACUAGUAUGUCUUGUAUAUUUGUAAAUUUUAUAAAUAAGUUAUAAGAUAAAGUUGAUUAUUUUGUUCUUUAUAAGACUAGCUAGUGAAUUGGAGAGGAAUAGUGCUCCUGUGGGCUUAGGCACAAAAUUGUUACCUAUUCACUCCUUUGUGAGGGCUCUAAUGCUGGAGGUGGGGGCUCACUAUCUCUGCCCAAGGUACCAAGACUUUCCUGUAAUGAAAUUAUUCUGCUCUCUCCAUUGCUAAUCCUCUCUAACAUCUGGAUGUGCACAUCUAAUUCUACAAUCUUUGCUGUCAGAGUGCUAACUCAUUUAUAUUUCACACAAGUAAAACUAUUACUAAAAUAUUACUAACACUAAUUACUAAUGACAGAAGAAUAGCUUAACGUCUUACACCCUGAAUAAGCUCAUGCCGAAACGUAAAUAAAUUAAUGUACUCUUGUUUGUCGAUGAUUUCCACCGAGGAUUUUGGGCAGAUCCAAUGCAAGUAAUGUUCAUAUGACGUCUGGUCCUUAAGAACCACUCUUGUAUUUUGAAUUAGCUUUGGGGUCCAAUUGUUUUGCGUUUCCAAUAAACAGAGCCGAAUUGUAGAGUCCUUUUUUUUUGCAUUUGCUUACUGGACUAACUGCACAACUCGCGUGAUGAAAAACACCAUAAUAUGUUUGAUAGCAACAGAUAACUUGAAUCUGAAGGAAUUAUUUUAGGUAUGUUUAAUAUAUUAAGGUAUGGUUUUUAAAAUGCUUUAUAUUUUGUGGUGGCCCUCAUCUUAACAAUGUAAUACAAUGUUGUCCGGUCUGCAAUUAUUUCAUAAGUUUCAUAGAGUAUGAAUUUUUGAUAAUUUAUUUACUGAUUUUUAUGAUGUUUAAAAGGACUGAAUGUUCCAGGGUGUGUCACAUGUUAAGAGAUAGAUAGAAUGAGGUUAUUACUGGAAUUUUUUUUACUUCAAAUUCCCCCCCCCCCCCCCCAAAGGAAAACACAGAUUUGGUCUAAUUAGAAAUCAGAUCACUGGCCAUGACAGGGCAAUUGUGUACCUGAUUGUGAUGUCUACAAUCAGAUAUUAAUGUUAAUAAUUACAGUGCAUUGUAAUGGGUAGAAUAGUCUGAUCAACACCUGCCACAAACCAAAUGCCCAUGUAUUAAAAUUACACCUCAAUAAAAACAUGUAUCGUUUUAAAAUGCCUUGCAAUAUCUUCACCUGUCUGUUUUAGGUUUAAAGAGAGAGAUUAAAGUCUAUGGAAAAACAGGAGGUCCUUUGGCAUCUAACUGAAACCUUGCAAUUUCUCCACUUGGUGUCAAAAUUCAUGUAUUCUGUAAAUUUUAGGCUUCUGACAUUCCCUUUAGCACAAUACCACGUUCAGUCUCCUUAUCCAGACAUUGCACAGAUGGUCUUUU
Messenger RNA from Ictalurus furcatus (blue catfish), 4431 nucleotides. RefSeq names its product fukutin related protein (gene fkrp). NCBI's taxonomy places the organism in Eukaryota, Metazoa, Chordata, Actinopteri, Siluriformes, Ictaluridae. Gene Ontology annotation, biological process: protein O-linked glycosylation via mannose. Gene Ontology annotation, cellular component: Golgi apparatus. Bases 48 to 1640 code for a protein of 530 amino acids. The transcript has a single exon. The record is from RefSeq and is a predicted model, not a curated record.